AAGUGACUAACGGCGUAGUGUGGGAGGAUUCACUCAUGAUCGGCCUGGAGGGAGCCCUCCUGGGAUGUGCUUACAAGGAGUUAUCCUGUCGGUCAUGUGGUGUGAUCGUGGGCUUCAUGCUUUAUUCUACCACCAGUGACCUGGCGUAUCUCCGAGACUUCUUCUGUUUCUUCAAGGACAGCAUCUUCUGUUACCUCUUACAAAACCAAAUGAUAAUAGAAGCUUCUAAGGUGAAUUUUCCUGCUGUGACCUUGAAGAAACAACUGCAGGAACUGAAAGAAAAGCUUGUGAAGGUCCACAUUCGCAUAGAAUUGCUGAUGAAGAAGCUGGAGGAACUGGAACAAAAGAAUGAUGUGGCAGAAAGGCGAAGCGUUGCAUCAGAUCCAGUUAGUCUUCCACCAGGAUAUGUGGUAGUCAGG
Messenger RNA from Leptosomus discolor (cuckoo roller), 419 nucleotides. Lineage: Eukaryota; Metazoa; Chordata; Aves; Leptosomiformes; Leptosomidae. The record is from RefSeq and is a predicted model, not a curated record.